Molecule: messenger RNA, 2262 nt
Organism: Hydatigera taeniaeformis
Lineage: Eukaryota; Metazoa; Platyhelminthes; Cestoda; Cyclophyllidea; Taeniidae
Source: the annotation of a GenBank genome assembly
AUGGGAAGCUGUCAUUCGUUUCUCACACCUUUUCCUCCCAAUUAUAUCGCUGUGACUUUUAGACCGACAGAUGAACUGUGGGUAUGUCAGGGUCCACCACACUUUAUCCAAUUUCUCCGUUCCCUGAUGUGUCAAAUUUGGCCGCAUUUAGAUAAUCACGAGCGGCAUUGCAAUGUCCAAGUUAAGGCUCAUGCAAGCAGCGAUGUUCAGCUACAUCCUCCCUUACGAAAUACGGUUUUUCGAGUUCCCAUGGAACCCUUUACACUUUCGCCAAUCCAUCAACCUGCAGAGGUGGCUGAAACCGCCUACUACUUCGCCAUGAUGAUGAUCGCCUAUCUCUACUCCAUAGACUACAAGAUGGUUUCAACGGGCCACUUUAUUCGAGGAACGGAGGCUAGCACCUGCCUCUUCAGAUGUCAGGUGGACAAUCAACGGACAGGCAGUCUUGGCAAACUAGUGGGAGACUGUCAUAUACACCGACCCAUGACUUCGAAAGUGCGCACUUUACGGCGUUCAAGAGCACUGAAUUAUAAUCCCUCAAAGCAGAUGCUGGUUGUCGGUCUAGAGGGCUGGAAUCGACUGUACUGCAUGAACUUCACACAAAAAUUAGUCUCACGAUUGAUUAAAGAGCUGCAGAAGCUUUGGCCUCAAAAAGUCGCGUUUCGCAGAAUAAGGGACACUGCGACUCCAGAGGGCACAAAUAAGAAGAAAGGCCUUUUGGUAGAUUCAGACCCCGAUAGCCUAUCCUCCUUUCUGAUUGAAUUUGAAGGCCACCCUUGGGACUCCUACAAGGAAUACUCAGACCUGACUCCCUACAUCAUGCUGGCACUUCUCGACGUGUUGAACUGUGAUGGAUUCAUAUUUGAGUGUAGAGCUAAUAUUCGCGGUCUCUUGGACACCCUAUUUUUUGUCAAGCCGGAAGUGUCCAAUACCACGAGAAAGAACAUUGUCCGCAUUUGCUUCUCCAUGUGUCACCAAAACACCUUUCGCAUAUACGGUGGAACACCUGCCUUUUCCACGUGGAUGUCUCAACUGCUUCAACAAUUGUGGAUCUCUGGUGUGGCUAGUGAAGAACAAGUCUCCUUUGUCCAUCCUGACCGUCAACUUGGAGAGGACGAGUCGUCUGAUUGUGCAGACGAGCUUCACUUCACUGAGGUAAAACUCAAUGGAACACCGUUCUGCAUUCCUGAGUGGAACAAGGACAAUCUUUUGGCGGCACAGUACAUGAUGGGACGAUUAAUUGGAGUGCUCUCCCUCAUUGGCUGGCAAUUGACAGCUUUUUUAAAUAUCUACAGCAGCCCAUACGACAAGGGACUACUGGUUUUUGAAAAAGAGCUUGAAACGGAUCCACUCGACUGUGUCUACCUCGUCAUUUUUUUUUUCUUUAAGGAUACAAAUGAGGAAGGAAAACUGCUGGACUUGGAGAUGAUCGAACUGCGAGGUAGGCUGGAAGGGGAGAGUAAAGAAGACACAAAAUUACUUGACCUCCUACGACCUUUGUGCUUUACCUCCUACGACAUUGAUCGACUCUGUAUGAUGGGUGGAUCACAACAUUUCCUCGAAAUCUUUAAUGCCCACUUCCUUCGCCUAUUUGAUGCACCACCAUCUGCCUACAAUUUACUCACACCUAGACGACACCAAAAAGCCAAACCAGAGGACAAGAGUGAGGAGACUGUGUUGCCGAUUAGUUACACCGCCAACUCAGACAAAUGGAUAGCCUCGAGAGUGCCAUAUCAACCCGAAUUGUUACAAAAAGUAUUUCUCAAUGCUGGUCACACUUUUCUGUGUCUCCUCUCGCCUUUUAACGAUCGCUUAGCUCUCACCUCAGUGGCGGAGCUCGAUCCGAUCAACUAUCUUGAAUAUGUGACCAAUUAUCAGAUGUGGGCCGCGAGUAGUUGUUGGCCUCCAAAAAUGUACUACAAGACAAAUAUGCGAGCCAAAAAAUUUUUCCAUUGGAGUCAAAUUCCUCUGGCAGUGCUGUGUUGGGUGAAUGAGUUUAUUAAUUUAGCAGCAUCCUGUGAACCGGUGGAGGUGACCGAUACCGGGAAGUCAAGUGAUCAAGAUGACAUUGUUGAGGUGGCUCCCACACCCAAUCCAGUGUUACAAAUACCUCUUGUAAGGCGGUCCUACCAAAAUGCUCUUAUCACCUGCAUGAACUGUGCUUCUACAGUGAGAAAUGCCCCACCUGUCUGGAUUUACCUCAUAAGGGAGAAGAGACAACACGUAAUUGUGGUAAAUAAGGAAGUAUCUCUCACGCCAUAA